This is a messenger RNA of Protomyces lactucae-debilis, 1401 nucleotides long. RefSeq names its product P-loop containing nucleoside triphosphate hydrolase protein. The record is from RefSeq and is a predicted model, not a curated record. Gene Ontology annotation, molecular function: ATP binding; nucleic acid binding. The coding region runs from base 1 to 1401 and encodes 466 amino acids. The transcript has a single exon. NCBI's taxonomy places the organism in Eukaryota, Fungi, Ascomycota, Taphrinomycetes, Taphrinales, Protomycetaceae.
AUGUCCAAGACCAAUACGUCCGUCUUAUCCGACAUUCCACUCCAUCAACGCACAGCUGCAAAAGGUCAAGCGAAUGCUGCAACAAGUCCGAGUUUUAGUGCCCUGAGGCUGUCUGCAGCACUGACACAGGGCAUCAUGGCCGGGCCCUUGUCAGAUCUGGAAUAUGCUUCGCCAAGUGACAUUCAGGCUCUGGCAAUUCCUAAGCUUGUAGCAGGAUGCUCUACAGGUGCAGAGAAGCAAGCCUUCUUGCUAGCUGCCGAGACUGGAUCUGGCAAGACGCUCGCCUACCUGGCCCCAAUCCUGCACCACCUGAAAAAGCAUGAAGCAGAACGAGGCGAGGGUUUUGUGCGUGCGCCAGGACAUCCGGGCUGUGUCAUCGUUGUGCCGAGUAUUGAAUUGGUCAAGCAAGUGGGCGGCGUGGUCAAAGCGCUUUCUCAUCACGUCAAGUUCUCGGCAACGACAUUGCUACCAAGCUUUAGCUUUCGACGCGCCAAGAAUGCGGUGCUCGUUCAUCCUGUCGAUGUCCUCGUCACUAUGCCAAGUCAGCUGAGUAACUUGCUGGCUGAAGGAAUCGUCAAGCUCGACACGACGCGCUUUGUUGUAGUGGACGAAGCAGACACGCUCUUUGACAUUUCUUUCGAGGACACCAUGGAAACCAUCAUCAAGCACGUCAAGAGAUCUGUGCAACAUCUCGUUCUCUGCUCAGCAACUAUUCCGCGCUCCCUCGACUCAUUUCUACGCAAGCAUUACCCAGAUAUCGAGCGACUCGUGUCCUCCAAGAUUCAUGCUAUUCCACGACGCGUGGCCAUGAAGUUUGUGGACAUUGAAAAAGAAUUCAAGGGCAACAAAGACCGAGCCGCUCACCAAAUCUUGCGUGACCUGGCACAAGACGGAACUGAGCCUGGCAAAGUCAAGAAAGUCAUCUUGUUUGUCAAUAAGCGAGAGACGAUUGCGCCAGUGGCUACGUAUCUCAGAGAGCGCAAUAUUGAUUGCUUGGAGUUCUCCAAAGACUCACCGGACCGCGGUGCUGCCAUCAACCAAUUCUUGUCGACUGAGGAAAACGUUAUCGCUUCUCCGGCAGAGCAAGAUUCCAGCGAAACUGAUGUUGCAGAUGAAGCCCAACCGCUUGAAGAAGCGGUCACCGCCUCGGCACCAGACAAGAACUCUCUCAAAGUUCUCAUCACCACAGACCUUGCCUCGCGCGGUAUCGACACGAUUGCCGUCAAGAAUGUCGUGUUGUACGAUGUUCCUUAUUCCACGAUCGAUUUCAUCCAUCGCGUCGGCCGAACUGGUCGUGCAGGCCGCCGAGGACGUGCUUUUGUCCUCGUCAACAAGGAAACAGGCAAUCAAUGGAUCAAAGAUGUCAAAAGGAUGGUCAUCAAUGGUAUGCCCCUCAUCUAG